AUGAAUCAAUUUGAAGAUGUUAUUUACCCAAACGAAAUUUCUCAUGUUACAACCAAUGUAGAUUAUAUAGAAGAAGAUAAAAAUAAUGAAAAUAACGAAAAUUAUUUAAAUUUAGUUCAAAUUUUAAGAGAAUUAGUUGAUAAUAAUUUAAAAGAAGAAAUAGAAUUUAAAUCAAUGGUAGGAGGUGUUACAAAUACAUUAUAUAAAUCAUCAUUUAUUACAGGACAAGGUAAUAAUAAAAGUGUAAUUAUUAGGCUAUAUGGAAAAGGAUCAGAUCAAUUUAUUGAUAGAAAAACUGAAGCAAAUAUUCAAUAUUUAUUAAGCAAAAAUGGAGUUGGUCCAAAAUUUUAUGGUACAUUUGAAAAUGGAUGCAUUUAUGGAUAUGUCGAAGGUGAUCAAUUACAAUUAGAAGAUUUGUACAAUAGAAAUAUAUUAAAGCUAAUUUCACAAGAGACCGGCAAAUGGCACACACUUGAAUUAGAUUUACCAAGUAGAAAAGAAAAUAUAGCAUCAAAUACUUCAUUAUUUUCAAAUAUUAACUUAUGGAUGGAAAAUGCAAUUCAAUUAGUAAAAUCAGCACCAACCAGCUCACCAAUUUCAGAGAUCAAUAUAGAGCACUAUAGAGACGAAGCCUUGUAUUUAAUGGGGUUCCUCGAAAAACACUAUGGCGGUGAUAAUUUGAAUAAGCACGUAAACUUUUGCCACAAUGACCUUAUCCCAAGAAAUAUGAUUUACGAUCAAGAGAAAAACCAAGUUAAAUUCAUCGAUUUCGAAUAUUCUGGUUACAAUUUUAGAGGCUACGAUAUUGGAAAUUUCUUUUGUGAAUUCUCCGGUCUAGAUUUAGAUUACACCAAAUAUCCAAGUAUUGAAAUUCAAAAAAGAUUUAUCAAGGAUUAUUUAAUUUCUGUAAAUAGUUUUAAACAAAAUAAAUUAAAUAAUAAUAGUAAAUCAAAUGUUUAUGAACCAACUGAAAAAGAAAUUCAUAGUCUCUAUAUUGAAGCAAAUCACUUUUCUUUAGGUUCUCAUUUGAUGUGGGCUUUUUGGUCUAUAAUUCAAUUUUUCAACUCCUCAAUCGAUUUCGAUUAUUUAGAUUACACAAAAAAACGUUUUGCGCAAUAUACUUUAGUAAAAGAAAAAGUUUUGCUUUUAAAAUAA
Molecule: messenger RNA, 1155 nt
Organism: Dictyostelium purpureum
Lineage: Eukaryota; Evosea; Eumycetozoa; Dictyosteliales; Dictyosteliaceae
Exons: 3
Coding region: 1-1155 (384 amino acids)
Biological process (GO): phosphatidylcholine biosynthetic process; phosphatidylethanolamine biosynthetic process
Cellular component (GO): cytoplasm
Molecular function (GO): ethanolamine kinase activity; choline kinase activity
Source: RefSeq, a predicted model, not a curated record